AACCUUACAACCCAAGGCAAACAGGCCAGCAACAUGAUGGGUCCAAAUUCCGUCCGCCGCAACCUCUUCCACGGGAACCUCAGCCGCCGACCAGCUUCCGCAGGACCUCCCAAUGGCGCCGUGCCUCCAAACCCAAGCAACCUAGCGAACCGCCCCUCGCACCGGCUAAAGCCUACAUCCUCUGACACCGGCCCCUCUUCACGACCUUUGAAGACUGUGGAGAAUAAAGAGAUUGUAGUUAGGGAUAAGAGUGGUAGCUACAAGCUUGAGGUUCCGACGUUGCCGCCGCCGAUGAUUGGGGAGGAUGGGGAGGAGUUGGGCGAACUUGAGGGUAAUCCUUUUGAUGCGGAGCUUAGUGGACGGGAGAAAGAGAAGUAUGAGGCUGCAUUGGUGGAAAUGGUCGUUCGGCAUCGCGCUGGAGUGCCGGGUGAUGAGCCCGAUGAGCUACUAAACAUUCUCAAUGACAGCCUACGCAAAAAGGCUGUUUCAUUGGAUGACGAUCAUUGGAUGUUCGAGCCUGAGAAGGACUCGUUUUUGAACUAA
This is a messenger RNA of Penicillium antarcticum, 543 nucleotides long. RefSeq lists its product as uncharacterized. The record is from RefSeq and is a predicted model, not a curated record. The annotation marks the transcript as partial. The transcript is spliced from 3 exons. NCBI's taxonomy places the organism in Eukaryota, Fungi, Ascomycota, Eurotiomycetes, Eurotiales, Aspergillaceae.